Messenger RNA from Aureococcus anophagefferens, 2031 nucleotides. RefSeq lists its product as hypothetical. The transcript has 2 exons. NCBI's taxonomy places the organism in Eukaryota, Pelagophyceae, Pelagomonadales, Pelagomonadaceae. Gene Ontology annotation, molecular function: 3'(2'),5'-bisphosphate nucleotidase activity. The record is from RefSeq and is a predicted model, not a curated record. The coding region runs from base 70 to 1956 and encodes 628 amino acids. Gene Ontology annotation, biological process: sulfate assimilation; phosphatidylinositol phosphate biosynthetic process.
GCGCCGUGAAAGCAGGCGCCUGAGGACGGCUAGCGCCCAAAUAAAAACCCUAUCACACCCUCACUCUCCAUGACAACAUCGCGCAUGCUCCUGCUCAUCGCCGCGCGGUCGACGGCGCUCCCGUCGACGCGACAGCCCAUCACACGCGCCCGCGCGCUCGCGUCCGCCGCCUGGGUCGGCGACGCCUACGCCGCGGAGCUCGCCGCCGCCGUCGGCGCCGUCGCGGAGGCCUGCGGCGUCGCCAAGGCGCUGCAGCGGCGCGGCGUCGACGGGUUUUCAAAAUCGGACGCGUCGCCGGUAACGAUAGCGGACCUCGCGGUGCAGGCCGUCGUCAUCCGGCGGCUCCACGACGCGUUCCCCGGCGACGCCUUCAUCGCCGAGGAGUCGGCGACGGCCAUGCUCGCCUUCGAGGGCGGGCGCGCGGCGCUCGAGGACGCCGCGGACGCGUGCGGGCUGUCCGUCGCUUCUUUGACGGAGCACGUCGACCGCGGCCGCGCGCCGCGGGCCGGCGCCGCGCGGACCUGGGUCCUGGACCCCGUCGACGGCACGAAGGGCUUCCUGCGCGGCGCCCAGUUCUGCUGCGCGCUCGCGCUCGUCGACGGCGUCCCGGGCGAAGGCCGCGACGCGACGCUCGGCGUCCUCGGCUGCCCGAACCUCGCGGCGACCUGCGAGCUGCCGGCGGGCGACCCCAUGGACGCGGCGGGCGUGGUCGUCGCCGCCGCGCGGGGCCGCGGCGCCCACUUCGCGCCGCUCGCCGACGUCGACCGCUGGACGCGCGCGCGGAGCUCCGGCAACGCCUUCGCCGCGGGGCGGCUCGUCGAGGGCGUCGCGCUGUCGCACAGCGACCACGACGCGUCGGCGCGGGCCGCGGCGGACCUCGGCAUCUCCCGGCCGCCGCUGCGCCUCGACUCGCAGGCCAAGGCCGCCUUGCUCGCGAACGGCCAGGCGGAGCUCUUCACGCGGCUCCCGACGGCGGGCUACGUCGAGAAGGUCUGGGACUUCGCCGCGGCGAAGGUCGUCAUCACGGAGGCCGGCGGCGCGAUCAGCGACCUCGACGGCGACGACAUCGACGUGGACCUCGGCGAGUGCCUCUCGCCCAAGGUCGCGGGCAUCGUCGCGACGUCGUCGCCGGCGCUCCAGCCCGCCGCCCUCGCCGCCGUCCACACGGCCUUCGACAUCAAGACGACGAGCGACUGGGCCGAGGCCACGGACCUGCGCACGCGCGACGAGCUGCAGGCGGAGCUCAGCCGGCUCCGGUCGCUCGCCCUGAUGUGCGUCAACGCGAAGAUGGACAACAAGCGCAUCGAGGACAAGCUGGACGUGACCAAGGAGAAGAAGAAGGAGAUCGCCAAGGACCCCGCGACGACGAAGCUCCUCAAGGACUGCAUGCGCGAGAACCCCCUCUUCAAGCGGUGCCGCGGCGAGGAGACGGACGAGCUCGUGGGCCAGUUCGAGCAGGUGUCCUACGGCGCGUCGAAGCAGAUCAUCACCCAGGGCGAGACGGGCGACACGUUCUACGUCAUCGAGAGCGGCAUCUGCGACGCCUUCAUCAAGGGCACGUCCAAGGCCGUCGCGUCGCCCGCGCGCGGCAUGGGCUUCGGCGAGCUGGCUCUCAUGUACAACACGCCGCGCGCGGCGUCCAUCACGGCGCGCACGGACGUCGUGCUCUGGAAGAUCGAGCGCCAGGAGUACCGCCUCGUGCUCGCGUCCCACGCCCAGAAGCGGUCCAAGGAGUAUAAAGAGCUCCUGUCCGAGGUCGUGCUCCAGAACGAGGGCAAGACGAAGAAGAAGCUGCUCAAGGACUGCAUCACGGACUCGCAGAUGACGAAGCUCGCCGACGCCAUGGACGAGGACAACGUCGCCGCGGGCCACAACAUCAUCUGCGAGGGCGACGAGGGCCACACGUUCUUCAUCAUCGCCGACGGCGAGGUCGUCGUCAGGGCAGGACAAGGGUGAUUCAACGUCGCUUCAACGUGAGUGUUCCGCGCGCGCGCGUUUCGGAAACAGCACCCACGCUUCGAGAGCGCUCCG